Molecule: messenger RNA, 1794 nt
Organism: Penicillium lagena
Lineage: Eukaryota; Fungi; Ascomycota; Eurotiomycetes; Eurotiales; Aspergillaceae
Exons: 3
Coding region: 1-1794 (597 amino acids)
Biological process (GO): L-serine biosynthetic process
Molecular function (GO): phosphoglycerate dehydrogenase activity; NAD binding
Source: RefSeq, a predicted model, not a curated record
AUGCCUCUACUCCGCGACACUGCCCGUCCCAAGGUCCUUGUGCCAGAGAAGCUGUCCCCGGAUGGCCUUGCUCUGCUGCGCACCUCACUUGACGUCGACGAGCGUCGCGGCCUCAGUGCCGACGACCUGCUCCAGAUCAUCCCCGACUACGAGGCCCUCCUCGUCCGAUCCGAGACCAAAGUGACAGCCACCGUCUUGCAGGCUGCCCGUCGUCUAAAAGUCGUCGCCCGCGCCGGAGUCGGGGUGGAUAAUGUCGAUGUCGAAGCAGCGACAAAGUUGGGAAUCGUGGUGGUCAAUUCGCCCUCGGGCAAUAUUGGUGCCGCGGCGGAACACACCAUUGCACUGAUGAUGGCAAUGGCCCGCAAAAUCCCCGAGGGCUGUGCGACCCUGAAGGAUGGCAAAUGGGAGCGGAGUAAGUUCGUCGGAGUCGAGGUAAAGGGCAAGACGUUGUCGAUUAUUGGGCUGGGUAAAGUUGGUUUGACGGUGGCCCGUCUGGCCAAGAGUCUGGGGAUGACGGUUAAUGCGAUGGACCCAUAUGCAUCCCCGGCAGUUGCUGCCGCGGCAUCGGUCACACUGGUUUCGUCACUGCCGGAGUUGCUGGCUUCGGCCGAUUUUCUGACGAUCCACACGCCUUUGAUAGCCUCGACCCGUGGCAUGAUUGCAGAGGCCGAAUUGGCCCAGAUGAAGCCUGGUGCGCGGAUUCUCAACGUUGCACGAGGAGGAACGAUCGAUGAAGCUGCAUUACUCGCGGCUCUGGAGUCGGGCCACCUAGCCGGCGCAGCUGUCGAUGUCUUUACUACAGAGCCACCGGCUGCAGAUUCAACUGCAGCGAAACUCAUUGCUCAUCCGCGUGCAGUGGUCACUCCGCAUCUGGGUGCGUCAACGGUAGAAGCCCAGGAGAAUGUGUCGGUCGAUGUAUGUGAGCAGGUCCUCGAGAUCUUGAAGGGAUCCCUACCUCGCAGCGCCGUCAAUGCACCCCUCAUUCUGCCUGAGGAGUAUCAGAAACUUCAACCAUUCGUGCGCCUAGUUGAAAAACUCGGCAGUCUGUACACCCAUUAUUAUGCCUCCGCGCCAGGCGGCUCCAUGACCCGCAACACCUUUGACUUGAUCUACCAGGGCGAAGUAGCCAGUAUCAGUAACACGAAGCCUCUCUUUGCAGCGCUAAUCAAGGGCCUCCUGGCUCCUAUCAGCAGUUCAGAAGGAAUCAACAUCAACAUCGUCAAUGCAGAGUUGGUAGCCAAGGAGCGCGGCGUCUUUGUCUCCGAGCAGCACUCUCGCGACCCGGCGGACCAAUCCUCGUCAUACUCGUCCCUAGUGACUCUUGUUGCGCGUCCCCCGUCCCGCGCAUCGUCACACGCACGCGGCGAGAAGGUAGAAGCGACCCAGCCGCAGCCUCAGCGGAUCAUCUCGGGAACAUGCUCUGGAGGUGAGCCCUUGAUCACUCGCCUUGGUCGAUUCGAGGCAUCGUUCGCACCAGAGGGAACACUCCUCAUCUGCGAAAACUAUGACUCGCCCGGUAAGAUCGGCGUCGUGGGUAGCAUUCUAGGCCGAGAGGGCGUCAACAUUAACUUCAUGACCGUCGCCGCUGUGUCGCCCAAGCUAGCGAGCGGCGAAGCGGAUGAGCCCAAGUCCAGCAAGGAUAGUGGCACAGCUGAGGUUGCGGUAGUGAAAGAUAGACCUGUGUCGACGGAAGCACUGAUGAUUCUGGGGAUUGACCGUGUGGUUGGCCAGCAUGUUGCUACGGAUUUGGUGAAAGAGGGUGGAGUGCUGAGUGCCCGUGCCGUCAGUCUGUGA